UACAUUCACUCAUUUUCACAUACGCACACACUACUCUCCUCUCUACGUAUUAUAUAUAUCAUCAUAUCACUUUUUUUCUGGAUUUUUAGGGUUUCCUGAUUCUUCCUUUUCAGCUUUCUGGAUUGAGAAAGCUUAAAAGAGGCUUCGAUUCCUCGCUGUCUUUCCCUCUCUCUUUAAUUUAUCUUCGGAUUUUUUUUUAUUUUUUAUUUUUAUAUAUUUAAUUUAAUUUGUGGAUCGAGAAAAAAGUUGGAGGUGAAUCUGAUUCCAGAUAUACUACGAUCUUCUGUGCUUGCCUUUUUUCAUCAUUCGAUUCCGAUUUCUGUAGACCUGAACCUGCAUGUUUUACACAGAUCGAUCUGUUAAUAUUCAUUUUUUUUACCUUAUCGUGGAAUAAAGGCUGAUUUAUAGGAUCUACCGUUCGAGUUAUGUAUUCGAGAUUCACGGAAUCUACUCUUUUGAUUGUUCAAGUUCCGGCAGUUAAUGCGGCAAAUUCAAAUUUAGAUGUUAUGCAAUAGCUGCGUAAGGUUCGUGGUUUUUCAAGCAGCAUAUAUUGAUAGACACAUUGAGCAAAGGAAAUUUAUCAAACUCAUUAAAAGUUUGAAUGCAACUCGUAGCAUAAGUUAUUCUUGGAAUAGUGUAUAUACAGCAAGGAGAACGAUGAUGGUGGAUAUUGGUGCAACUGCUAAAGGAGGACCUGUCGUUGAUGUUUCACCAGAGAAGGAUGAUAAUAAUGGUGGUUUCGCAAGCGGAGGAUGGAAGAGUGAAGAUGGAAGACUGAGUUGUGGUUAUUCAAGCUUUAGAGGGAAAAGAGCCACCAUGGAGGAUUUUUAUGACAUUAAAACUUCCAAAGUUGAUGGACAAACAGUUUGCUUAUUUGGGAUAUUUGAUGGCCAUGGUGGUUCCCGAGCAGCUGAGUUUCUGAAGAAACAUCUCUUUGAGAAUCUAAUGAAACAUCCAGAGUUCCCAACGAACGCCAAGUUGGCCAUAAGUGAAACAUAUCAACAAACAGACAUGGACUUCUUAGAUUCUGAAAAAGAUACCUUCCGAGAUGAUGGUUCCACUGCUUCAACAGCAGUUCUAGUUGGUAACCAUCUCUAUGUUGCCAAUGUUGGAGAUUCGCGGACUAUAAUAUCGAAGGGCGGAAAAGCAAUUGCUCUUUCUGAGGAUCAUAAGCCCAAUCGAACUGAUGAGAGGAAGAGAAUUGAAAGUGCCGGAGGUGUUGUGAUGUGGGCUGGUACCUGGAGAGUUGGUGGUGUAUUAGCAAUGUCACGUGCUUUUGGCAACCGUAUGUUGAAGCAAUUUGUCGUGGCUGAACCUGAGAUUCAGGAUCAAGAGAUUGAUGAGGAAUUAGAACUACUCGUGCUUGCCAGUGAUGGGCUCUGGGAUGUUGUACCAAAUGAGGAUGCUAUUUCACUUGCACAAGCAGAAGAAGAACCAGAAGCAGCUGCUAGGAAGCUAACAGAAACUGCAUUUACUCGAGGUAGUGCUGACAAUAUUACCUGCAUAGUGGUGAAGUUUCACCACAAGAAGGUUGAACCAGAGGGGAGCCAGCAAGGUUGAAGAAUUUGUUGAUGCUGCAUCUGCCUUUUCCUGGAGGAAGGCUGCUUCAAUGCGACGAUGCCAGUGCAAGUUGCUGACGAUAGCAUCAACAGGGGCUGUCAUUUUUUCAUUCAUUUCUUUGCAUUGUUUUUCCCCGUCAUCCUGUUUAACUGUUGUAUUUAAGGUGUCUGCGUUUGUGCGUCUGCUUUCUCCUUUUCUGUAGAGGUAUUAUCUGGAUAAACUUUACUGUGAAACGUAGUUAAAAGUCAAAAAAAACUUGGUAGUUCUACUUUAAGUACUACCUGGCUGCAUGGAGCCAUUGAAGGAUUUCCAUGCAUCCCUUAUGAUUUGCCAUAUAACCUUCAGAAAGAUGAUUUGAUGAAUGGCGUACUUA
Messenger RNA from Nicotiana tabacum (common tobacco), 1933 nucleotides. Its product is annotated as putative protein phosphatase 2C 76. NCBI's taxonomy places the organism in Eukaryota, Viridiplantae, Streptophyta, Magnoliopsida, Solanales, Solanaceae. Gene Ontology annotation, biological process: protein dephosphorylation. The record is from RefSeq and is a predicted model, not a curated record. Gene Ontology annotation, molecular function: cation binding; protein serine/threonine phosphatase activity.